Sphaeramia orbicularis (orbiculate cardinalfish) is the source of this 3421-nucleotide messenger RNA. It is a transcript of the gene trim9, whose product is annotated as tripartite motif containing 9. Lineage: Eukaryota; Metazoa; Chordata; Actinopteri; Kurtiformes; Apogonidae. Gene Ontology annotation, molecular function: protein binding; zinc ion binding. The record is from RefSeq and is a predicted model, not a curated record. The transcript is spliced from 11 exons. Gene Ontology annotation, cellular component: cytoplasm. The coding region runs from base 128 to 2317 and encodes 729 amino acids.
UCAAGGUUGCGUUUGCAGUGAUCACAGACGGACUCAGAUAAACCGGAGCAGCUGACACGUAAACGCAGCAGAUUCUCCUCUAGUUCCGCUGUUCGUGUUCGGAUUUUCCUCUCUCAGCCCAGCGGCCAUGGACGAAAUGGAAGAAGAGUUAAAAUGCCCUGUGUGCGGCUCUUUUUACCGGGAGCCCAUCAUCCUUCCGUGCUCCCAUAACAUCUGCUUGGCUUGUGCACGGAACAUCCUGGUGCAGACGCCGGACGCGGAGUCUCCGCAGAGCAGCCGCGCCUCCGGCUCCGCCGUGUCCGACUAUGACUACCUGGAUCUGGAUAAGAUGAGUUUGUACAGUGAGGCGGACAGCGGCUACGGCUCCUACGGGGGCUUCGUCAGCGCCCCCACCACCCCGUGCCAAAAAUCACCGAACGGGGUGCGGGUGUUCCCCCCCGCCGUCCCCCAGCCCGCGCCGCCACAGCACCUCCUGCCGCAGCCCGGCUCCCUGCCGCCGAUCCCCCGCAACUCCUGCAUCACCUGUCCGCAGUGCCACCGCAGCCUCAUCCUCGACGACCGGGGUCUCCGCGGCUUCCCCAAGAACCGGGUCCUGGAGGGGGUCGUGGACCGGUACCAGCAGAGCAAGGCGGCCGCUCUGAAGUGUCAGCUGUGCGAGAAGAGUCCGAAGGAGGCCACCGUCAUGUGUGAGCAAUGCGACGUCUUCUACUGCGACCCGUGCCGCCUGCGGUGCCACCCUCCCCGCGGACCCCUGGCCAAGCACCGCCUGGUGCCCCCCGCGCAGGGACGCAUAAGCCGCCGCGCGAGUCCCCGCAAAAUCUCCACGUGCACAGAACACGAACUGGAGAACCUGAGCAUGUACUGUGUCCAGUGUAAGACACCAGUCUGUUACCAGUGUUUGGAAGAAGGAAAGCACGGAACACACGAGGUCAAAGCUCUGGGCGCAAUGUGGAAACUGCACAAGGGUCAGCUGUCUCAGGCACUCAACGGCCUUUCAGACCGAGCCACUGAAGCCAAGGAGUUCCUGGUCCAGCUCAGAAACAUGGUUCAGCACAUUCAGGAGAAUGGAGUGGAGUUUGAGGCGUGUUUGGUCGCACAGUGUGAUGCCCUCAUCGAUGCUCUGAACCGGCGUAAGGCCCAGCUGUUGGCCCGGGUCAACAAAGAGCAUGAACACAAGUUGAAGGUGGUCCGGGAUCAGAUAUCCCACUGCACAGUGAAGCUUCGUCAGACCACCGGGCUGAUGGAAUACUGUCUGGAGGUCAUUAAGGAGAACGACCCCAGUGGGUUCCUCCAGAUCUCAGAUGCUUUGAUUCGGAGGGUUCACAUGACAGAGAGUCAGUGGGGGAAGGGGACACUGACCCCGAGGAUGACCAGUGACUUCGACCUCACUCUGGACAGCGGACCGCUGCUGCAGACCAUCCAUCAGCUGGACUUUGUCCAGAUGAAAGUCCCAGCUGCUCCCAUGCUCCAGCUAGAGGAAUGCUGCACUCAAAACAACAGUGCUACGUUGUCAUGGAAACAACCACCACUCUCCACCAUCACUGUGGAUGGAUACAUCCUAGAGCUGGACGAUGGAAACGGGGGUCCAUUCAGGGAGGUGUACGUGGGGACAGAGACCAUCUGCACGGUGGACGGCCUUCACUUCAACAGCACAUAUAAGUCCAGAGUGAAAGCCUUCAACGCCAGCGGAGUGGGACAGUACAGCAAGACACUGAUCAUGCAGACCUCGGAAACUGGACUCCCUCCAUGUGAUAUUCAGUCUAUAGGCACAGUUGCUUGGUUCACCUUUGACCCGGCCUCAGCCCACCCCGACAUCGUCUUCUCCAACGACAACCUGACGGUGUCCUGCAAUAGCUACGAUGACAGGGUGGUCAUGGGAAACUCUGCUUUCUCUCGUGGAGUUCACUACUGGGAAAUAACCGUCGACCGCUACGACAACCACCCAGACCCCGCGUUUGGGAUCGCACGAAGCGAUGUCCUGAAGGAUGUGAUGCUGGGGAAGGACGACAAGGCCUGGGCCAUGUACGUGGACAACAACCGCUCCUGGUUCAUGCACAACAACUCACAUACAAACAGGACGGAUGGAGGCAUCACCAAAGGCUCAAGUAUCGGAGUUUUGCUGGACUUCACCCGUGGAAUCCUGAUUUUCCUCAUCAAUGAUGAGCAGCAGGGUCCAGUGGCUUUCGAAGGCUUGGAAGGAGUUUAUUACCCUGCAAUCAGCUUAAACCGAAAUGUCCAGGUCACCCUUCAUACUGGUCUACCCAUCCCUGAUUUCUACACCCCUGGAGAGGCUGACCCCACCAGCUCAGUGUGCUAAGAGUCCUCUCCUUUACAGGAACAGAAGAAAAGAAAAGAAAAUACAUUUGCGGAACUUUCUGGGGUUCAUCCACUGAUCCCCCCUCCCAUCACUUUCCCCUCAACCCCCACAAUUGUCCCACUGACCUACCCCCCCCCCCCCCCCCCCCAGAGGUUGAUAGACCCCUCCAGCGCUGAGCCAUGGCUUUAUCACGCCCCAAACAUGAACAUUUGCACAAACCGUAGUAAAAGGUGAUGCAGAAAACCUGAAGUUGGACCAAACUGCCAUUUAGUUGUAAAUUUGCUGGAAUGUUAUUUCUUACACAUAAGGUGUUAUUGAUGAUAGGAUGCUGUUUUAUAAAUGAGUGUAAUGAGUGUAAGAAAAAAAAAACAUCAUUCUGUACCACACACAUACGCUUUAUCCGUCACUCUUUCAAAAACACACAUAAACAAGAUUUCCUGUAUAUUUCUUGUCUUCACACAGUUUAACCACCAGGGGGAGCUUGUGAGUUCACUUCAUUUGUGUGUGUGGGUGUGGGUGUGUGCGUGGGUGUGUGCGUGUCAAUAGUGUACAUGUCAGCCACAUCACAUCCUCUCCUCGUCCGUGUAAAUUCAUUAGUGGCUUAGCUUGUGUGAACCCUCUGUAAUGUUUAUUAAAAAAGCAUUAAAUACAGCUUCGCCGUUCUAAAAAUGCAGCCUUUCUCUGCAGUGCAGCUCUUUAACUGGAGGGGGGUGAUUUAUUGUACUAUAUACAGGUGUUUGUGUGCAUUGAAGUGAAUUAGAGGUUGGUUCCAGACACUGACUGUGACGCUGUAUGAAUAAGGUGCUACAGAAGCUCGCUUAAGUCUAGCUUUUUUUACUGUAGGUGACUGAAUUCUGGUAGUUUUGUAAUAUUGUCAUUGAAAUGAUCUAUUGCAGACUGAAGUGUAUAGAUAAGUAAGUUAUUGAUGUUCAGAAUUUUCAGUGAUUAAUGACCACUGUUGCUUUAUUUGAUGUAUAGUUAUUACAGAAAGGAACAGAUGUUUUCUUUAUUGUUUUUAAAAUGUGGUUUAUUCUGGAACUGGGGAACCAUUUUGUGUCUCAUGAAUUACUUUACUUUUGCAGUUGUAUUUUCUUAAAAGAAAAA